AUGUCCUCUGCUGAAGAGCAGUUCCACUGGCAGUCACAAGAUGGUCAAAAAGAUAUUGAAGAUGAACUUACAACAGGUCUUGAGUUGGUGGACUCCUGUAUUAGAUCCCUGCAGGAAUCGGGCAUACUUGACCCCCAGGAUUAUUCUGCAAGUGAAAGGCCCAGCUUGCUCUCCCAGAGUGCACUUCAGCUCAAUUCCAAACCUGAAGGGUCCUUCCAGUAUCCGGCCAGCUACCAUAGCAACCAGACCCUGGCCCUGGGUGAAACGGCCCCAGCACCGAUCCCCGCCCGCAGUGCACAGGGCCGAGCUGCAGCCCAGAGCUUCAGCCAGUCGCCCAGCCGCCUGGCCAAGUCCUACAGCACCAGCUCGCCCAUCAACAUCGUCGUGUCCUCGGCCGGCCUGUCCCCGAUCCGCGUGACUUCGCCCCCCACCGUGCAGUCCACCAUCUCGUCCUCGCCCAUCCACCAGCUGAGCUCCACCAUUGGCACGUACGCCACCCUGUCGCCCACCAAGCGCCUGGUCCACGCGUCCGAGCAGUACAGCAAGCACUCGCAGGAGCUGUAUGCCACGGCCACGCUCCAGAGGCCGGGCAGCCUAGCAGCUGGGUCCCGAGCCUCCUACAGCAGCCAGCACGGCCACCUGGGCCCGGAGCUGCGGGCCCUGCAGUCCCCAGAGCACCACAUAGACCCCAUAUAUGAAGACCGUGUCUACCAGAAACCCCCCAUGAGGAGUCUCAGCCAGAGCCAGGGGGACCCUCUGCCGCCAGCACACACGGGCACCUACCGCACGAGCACAGCCCCGUCUUCCCCAGGUGUCGACGCCGUCCCCUUGCAGCGCGCAGGCAGCCAGCACGGCCAGCAGAAUGCCGCAGCCACCUUCCAGAGAGCCAGCUACGCCGCCGGCCCGGCCUCCAACUACGCAGACCCCUACCGACAGCUGCAGUAUUGUCCCUCUGUUGAGUCUCCAUACAGCAAAUCCGGUCCUGCCCUCCCGCCCGAAGGCACCCUGGCCAGGUCCCCAUCCAUUGAUAGCAUCCAGAAAGAUCCCAGAGAAUUCGGAUGGAGAGACCCAGAACUGCCAGAAGUGAUCCAGAUGUUGCAGCAUCAGUUCCCGUCCGUCCAGUCAAAUGCCGCAGCCUAUUUACAGCACCUCUGUUUUGGAGACAAUAAAAUUAAAGCCGAGAUAAGGAGACAAGGAGGCAUACAGCUCCUGGUGGACCUGCUGGAUCAUCGGAUGACCGAAGUCCACCGUAGUGCCUGUGGAGCUCUGAGGAACUUGGUGUAUGGGAAGGCCAAUGAUGACAAUAAAAUUGCCCUGAAAAACUGCGGUGGCAUCCCGGCACUGGUGAGGCUGCUUCGCAAGACAACAGACCUGGAGAUCCGGGAGCUGGUCACAGUGUGGUUCACAGCAGAGAGUUUAAGGAAUGUGAGUUCGGCCGGAGAGGAGGCCCGCCGGAGGAUGCGGGAGUGUGAUGGGCUCACAGACGCGCUGUUGUACGUGAUUCAGUCUGCUCUGGGGAGCAGCGAGAUCGAUAGCAAGACCGUUGAAAACUGUGUGUGCAUCUUAAGGAACCUCUCCUACCGGCUCGCAGCAGAGACUACUCAGGGACAGCACAUGGGCACGGAUGAGCUGGAUGGGCUGCUCUGUGGCGAGGCCAAUGGCAAGGAUGCAGAAAGUUCCGGGUGCUGGGGGAAAAAGAAGAAGAAAAAGAAAUCCCAAGACCAGUGGGAUGGAGUAGGACCUCUUCCAGACUGUGCAGAACCACCAAAAGGGAUCCAGAUGCUGUGGCACCCAUCAAUAGUCAAACCCUACCUCACACUGCUCUCUGAGUGCUCAAAUCCAGACACGCUGGAAGGGGCAGCAGGCGCCCUGCAGAACUUGGCUGCAGGGAGCUGGAAGUGGUCAGUGUACAUCCGAGCUGCUGUCCGGAAAGAGAAAGGGCUGCCUAUCCUUGUGGAGCUGCUGCGAAUAGACAACGACCGAGUGGUGUGCGCUGUGGCCACGGCCCUGCGAAACAUGGCCUUGGACGUCAGAAACAAGGAGCUCAUCGGCAAGUACGCCAUGCGAGACCUUGUCCACAGGCUGCCAGGUGGGAACAACAGCAACAAUGCGGCAAGCAAGGCCAUGUCGGAUGACACAGUGACAGCUGUGUGCUGCACCCUGCAUGAGGUGAUCACUAAGAACAUGGAGAACGCCAAGGCCUUACGGGAUGCUGGUGGCAUUGAAAAGUUGGUUGGCAUCUCCAAAAGCAAAGGAGACAAACACUCUCCCAAAGUGGUCAAGGCUGCAUCUCAAGUCCUCAACAGCAUGUGGCAGUACCGAGACCUGAGGAGUCUCUACAAAAAGGAUGGAUGGUCACAAUAUCACUUUGUCGCUUCAUCUUCCACCAUCGAGCGGGAUCGGCAAAGGCCCUACUCCUCCUCCCGCACGCCCUCCAUCUCCCCGGUGCGCGUGUCUCCCAAUAACCGCUCAGCAAGUGCCCCAGCCUCACCUCGGGAAAUGAUCAGCCUCAAAGAACGGAAAACAGACUAUGAAUCCACUGGCAGCAAUGCCACUUACCAUGGAACUAAAGGAGAACACGCUUCCCGGAAAGACACCAUGACAGCUCAAAAUACUGGGAUUUCAACUUUGUAUAGGAACUCAUAUGGUGCGCCUGCUGAAGACAUCAAACAUAACCAGGUUUCUGCACAACCGGUCCCACAGGAGCCCAGCAGAAAAGAUUACGAGACCUACCAGCCCUUUCAGAAUUCCACGAGAAAUUAUGAUGAGUCCUUCUUUGAGGACCAGGUCCACCAUCGCCCUCCCGCCAGCGAGUACACCAUGCACCUGGGACUUAAAUCCACCGGAAACUACGUUGACUUCUACUCAGCUGCCCGUCCCUACAGUGAACUGAACUAUGAAACGAGCCACUACCCGGCCUCCCCCGACUCCUGGGUGUGAGCAAAGAGGGGCAAGUGGGAUGAGGCGUUCCGGGAGCCGUGCAUGUGCAUGCAUAUCACGAGACAUUUCUUUUUUCCCUGCAAAUUUAGUUUGUCAAAGCCUGUUCCAUAGGAAGGCUGUGAUAACCAGUAUGGCAAUCUUAUGAGCUAUUGUAGAGCGCGAAAUACAUUGAAAGUUAACUCGGGAGUCGAUAGAGAGCAAAAACAAUCCUAAAACAUGACCAUGUUCAGCAACGUUCUAGUUUGAGCUGUAGAAAAUAAAAAGUGCUUUAUAUUGGUUGUGGAGGAAGGAGGGAGAGAGGAGACAGUGGUGGUGGUGGGCCGUGAAGGUUAUCGUUAAGCACAAGACACAGAAUAGUUUACACACUUUAUGGGGGACGGCUUCUCACACUUUGUUCAAUCUCUUCAUCCGUUGUGACUCUAGGCUUCAAGUUGCAUUGAGGUUCCUCUGUACAGCAAGAUGUUUCCUGCCUUUUGUUAAUGCAUUGUUGUAAAGUAUUUGAUGUACAUUACAGAUUAAAAGAGAAAAGUGCAUUGUGUAUAUUACACCAAUGCAACUGUGUUUCCUCAUCUAUGGUUCUAAAUAUUGCUUCAAUUUCAAACUUUUGAAAGAUGUAUGGAUUUCCAGUUUUCCUUUUCUUUGCUUUUCUUUCUCCCAGUAUGUUUUAA
Orycteropus afer afer is the source of this 3608-nucleotide messenger RNA. Lineage: Eukaryota; Metazoa; Chordata; Mammalia; Tubulidentata; Orycteropodidae. The record is from RefSeq and is a predicted model, not a curated record.